Thyridium curvatum is the source of this 7587-nucleotide messenger RNA. RefSeq lists its product as uncharacterized. The transcript is spliced from 2 exons. The coding region runs from base 1 to 7587 and encodes 2528 amino acids. Gene Ontology annotation, molecular function: phosphopantetheine binding; fatty acid synthase activity. The record is from RefSeq and is a predicted model, not a curated record. Lineage: Eukaryota; Fungi; Ascomycota; Sordariomycetes; Thyridiales; Thyridiaceae. Gene Ontology annotation, biological process: fatty acid biosynthetic process.
AUGGAUACCGAUAUCUCACAUGCCACACUCGGUGGUGAAACGCCGAAUGGGAACGGCCUGGACAAUCCCGACACUUCGCCGAGAUUGAGGUUAUGUCUCCACGAGCUUCUCGAACCCUCCUUUAAGCAGUACUACGACAAAGUUGCCGUUGUGUGCGGUGAAACGAAGUUUACCUUUGGAGAAGUCCAUCUCUUUGCGGACCGUAUCUCUAAUGCUCUCGUUAUGCAAGAAAUCGGCCGCGGAGACCUUGUGGCCGUGGCGUUGGAUCGCUGCGCGGAGCUCGUUGUGGUAUUGCUGGCAAUAUUGAGAGCAGGUGCUGCUUAUGUUCCGAUUGAGCUGGGCUUGCCUGCUGGGCGCAUUGGACAGAUGCUUCAGAAUGCUUCUCCCAAGUUGAUCAUCAUAAACGACAACGACAAAGAAACCUUUUCAUCUCUCAGUGGUGCUUACUGUGCGUCUGUUGACGAAAUCCUGAACGCCACGCCCGCAGCAUUUUCGAGCAGCAGCUCUCGCAACACUAGACCACAGUGUUCCGAUCUCGCGUAUGUAAUGUACACAUCAGGAUCAACAGGUCAACCCAAAGGUGUCGAAAUAACUCAUGCCGGAGUUACAAACCUUAUGCUAUCGAUGGAGAAGAAACCAGGUUGCAAUGCAACAGACCGCCUGCUCGCUGUAACGACUGUUUCGUUUGACAUGGCCGUUGCCGACUGGUUCUUACCAUUGUUAGGGGGCGCAACAAUAUUUGUGGCUGAAAGGGAUGACUUGUCAGAUAUGGCUGCUCUCGUCAAACUCAUGGACCGCCACCAAAUCACCAUGAUGCAGGGGACACCCACUCUUUGGCGAAUGCUUCUUGAUUCGGGUUGGCACGGUCAAACUCGACUUAGGAAGAUCUUGUGUGCUGGAGAGGCUCUUCCCUGUACGCUUGCUGAUCGAUUGCUCGAUUGUGCAGGCGAGGUGUGGAACCUGUACGGCGCAACUGAGGCCAGCGUGUACUCAAGCAUGUGGAAGGUGUGUCGUAAUCACGAUAUGGUUAUCGGCGGCCCCAUUGAGAACACGCAUCUUUAUAUACUGGACGAAAACAUGUCGCCCAUCCCGGAUGGCCUUUCUGGGGAGCUGUGCAUUGGAGGGCUUGGUCUAGGACGUGGCUACCGUAACAAUGAGGAGCUCACCGCCUCUCGCUUUGUCCGGAACCCAUUUCAUCCGGGCCUGAUGUACCGCACCGGUGAUCUCGGCCGCUUUACUCCGUCUGGACUCGUGGCCCUUCUGGGCCGUAUGGACGGACAGGUCAAGAUCCGCGGCAACAGAGUUGAGCUGGGCGACGUUGAAGCCGCAAUCUCCGCCCACAAGGAUAUCUCUGCGGCAGUGGUCAUCGGCCGGGACGACAGACUUGUCGCCUAUUGUGUGCGCAAACAAGCACCGCCUACAAGUGUCGACUUGCCAGCUCACGCACUGGUGCCAGAGCGGCUCAGCCAUAUGCUUCGCCCUUGGGUAGCAGAGCGGCUGCCAGCUUAUAUGGUUCCAGCCUUCUUCGUUGAACUCAGAGAGUUUCCGGUUUCUAUUAGCGGAAAGAUUGACCGAAAAGCCCUCCCAGAUCCCGCAGCGGAGCUUGAGACCACGAAAGGAGAUCUAAUCCCUAGUUCCGAGCUAGAGGGGCAGAUACUCCGGAUUUGGUCUGACGUUCUCGAACACGGUCAUAUUACGAUUCAUGAUAACUUCUUUGAAGUGGGAGGGGACUCGCUCCGGGUGGUACGCGUCCACAGAGAGCUCGAGAUUCUAGUAGGACGCCCGAUUCCAGCAGCCAAGCUGUUCCAACAUUUCACCAUCAAGGCGCUGGCAGGAUAUCUAUCGGGGUCCUCUGAUGCUACCACACACCCUGAAGCCAAACGGCCACUUCAGCAGAGUGGCGGCGAGGAGGAUAUAGCCAUCAUAUCGAUGGCCUGUCGGCUCCCCGGGAAUGUCAGCACCCCUGAGCAGUUUUGGCAAGUUCUCGAUGAGGGAAGGGACGUUAUCACAGACGUACCUGAAAAUCGCUGGAUUCCUACAUCCAAGCCCGAAAGUCAAGCCAAUCCCUACUGUCACCGAGGUGGAUUUUUAUCUUCAAUUGACUCCUUUGACAUUUCAUUCUUUGGCAUUUCUCCGCGAGAGGCACGCCAGUUAGACCCAUCACACUAUAUGAUGCUUGAGGUCUGCUGGGAAGCGUUUGAGCGCGCUGGUUAUACCUCGGAAAAGAUCCGAGGGAGCCAAACUGGUGUUUACAUUGGGGCGAGCAACAUACUCUCCCACCAGAGUCUCAAUCUUGGUGCGAUUCGGAGUCUGGAAGAUUUGAAUGGACACACAGUGACGGGAUCGGCUGGCGGGACUCUCUCCGGGCGCGUAUCCUAUUAUUUCGGACUUCAAGGUCCAGCAAUGAGCAUAGACACAGCUUGCUCCUCAUCGCUGGUGUCAACUCACAUGGCCUGCACUGCACUGCGUCUGGGCGAAUGCAACAUGGCUGUGUCGGGGGGAGUCAGCCUAAUGCUCAAUCCGGGGCUUCAUGUGGAGUUCUCUCGACUGGGUGGAAUGUCACAAGACGGGCGAUGUCGUUCUUUCUCGGCAGAUACGGAAGGGACGGGAUGGGCCGAAGGCUCUGCUGCUGUGAUACUUAAACGCUUAUCUGACGCCCAGUGCGACGGCGACUUUAUUCAUGCCGUUAUACGUGGAUCUGCGGUAAACCAUGACGGCCGGAGUGCGACAUUGACGGCGCCUAAUGGGCUUGCCCAGCAGCGACUGAUCUGCAGGGCCCUCGCGGCUUCCAAGAUCCGCCCGAGUGACAUAGACUACAUCGAAGCCCAUGGUACGGCCACUCAACUGGGCGACCCGAUCGAAGGGACGGCCUUGGCCGAGGUGUUUGGUCCAACCCGUGCGCAUGAGAAACCUCUUCGCAUCGGAGCGGCCAAAUCUAACAUUGGCCACACUCAGGCUGCCAGCGGCCUGGUAGGUCUCAUGAAAGUAGUGCUUUCCAUGCAACAUGGGGCUUUCCCGCAGUCCUUGCACAUAAUCAAACCAACUCCUGCUAUUGAUUGGCAAGGCGCCAAUAUGAGUCUCGUACUGAAUAAGGAACCGUGGUUGGUUCAGGGAAGCCGCCCACGUCGAGCAGGAGUGAGCGCAUUUGGCAUUGGCGGCACUAAUGCACAUGCCAUCAUUGAAGAAGCGCCAGAAGACACCAAAGUUGUGAAUGGCGUGAGGUCCGUUGCGCGAUUGCCAACAUCCCUACCAUUUCUCCUCUCAGCCGAUACCGAUAAAGCACUGCAGAUGCAAGCCGAGCGUCUUGGGCAACACAUCAGAAACGCCCAUGGAGAUAUUACUUUCUUGGACGUGGCUUACUCCCUGGCCACCACCCGCACUCAUCUUCGAAGGCGCCUAGUACUGGAAGCUCGAGAUGAGGCCGACCUUCUGGGGCAGUUGGACUCGGCAGCUCGCUCGCAAUCUGCAGCGCUGCUUGUUCAUAAUGGUGCCCAGCCUACUGGUACACCUAAGCUGGCUAUGCUUUUUACCGGCCAAGGAAGCCAGUGGCUAGGCAUGGGUAAAACUUUAUGCGAGGUCUCCUCUGUGUUUGACCAAGCAGUACAUGAAGUAGCUGGCAAGUUCGAUCCGGAACUUGAAGUCCCGUUGCUCGAUGUCAUGUGGGCGGAGCCUGGCACCGCCGUGGCUUUGUUGCUAGAACGCACGGACUUCGCCCAGCCGGCCCUCUUCACCCUUGAGGUGGCGCUGUGGCGAGUGUGGCAGUCCUUGGGCGUCGCGCCAGAGUAUGUUCUGGGUCAUAGCCUCGGCGAGAUAGUAGCCGCUCAUGUGGCCGGCAUCAUCGAUCUAUCCGAUGCCUGUCGGCUUGUUGCAGCGCGUGGCCGCCUCAUGCAAGCCCAGUCCGGGGACCACGUUAUGGUAUCACUUGAGGCUAGUAGCGACGAAGUCACUGCAACUGCUGCACGGUUGGGUCUUGAGGAUGAUGUCGACGUCGCCGCGUACAAUACCCCCAUGCAGACGGUGAUUUCGGGCCGGUCGAAGACCCUGGAAUGUAUGACACAAGGCUUCGCUCAGCAGAGACGUAAGGCCACAUUGCUCGUCACAGGCCAUGCGUUCCACUCCCGUCAUAUGGAAAACAUGCUGGCCGAGUUUGGAGCAGUUGCUGAGACGGUGCGGUACAGCUCUCCUCGUUUACGCAUGAUUAGCAGCGUGGAAGGCAGUAUCGCAGAACCUGGUCAACUGGAAACGGCUCAGUACUGGGUAAACCAAGUGCGUAAGCCAGUUCGUUUCAACGACGGUAUCCGUACCUUAGGUCGCGAAGGGGUCAAUAUCUUCCUUGAGCUAGGGCCAGACCAGGUGCUUUGUGGCAUGGGCGCAAUUUGCCUUGCAGACCAUCCUCAAUGCGAGUCGAUCUCUUGGCUAUCAUCCCUAAAUCGCCGCGACGAUGGCACAACGACUUUGCAUCGUAGUCUUGGUCAUCUACAUACGCGACACGUGUGGAUUAACUGGCCUGCCUACUUCAAACCUUUCGGUUGUCAUCGUGUGCAGUUGCCGACUUAUGCCUUCCAACGACUCUUCCAUGCCCGCCGCGUUAUCCCUACGCCCAAAGACGAACCUACCACUCCAUUGAACAGCAACAAUCUAGCUACUGUUACUCGAAAUCCACGCGAUCAAUUCAGCGUCGUGUGGCAAACCACCGAGACCGGGAAAGUGCUUUCAGGGGGCAACUGGGGGUUGUUGAAGCCUCAUUUAACUUCUGAUUCAGAAUGGACAAAGGGUGUGACAAGUGCAAUGUCGCAAACAGGCACACGACUGGUCCAUGUCGGAAGCAUUGAGCAUGGCACCAAGUUGGACGGCCUGUUGUGCCUCUGGGACUUGGAACGUGGCAUGCUAUCGCAGACACGGGACUUGAUGGGGCAUGCGUUGACACAACUGCAGACGGCAACUCGCGUCCAGCUCGUUCCCCCGCUGAUAUGGGUUACCCGCCAAGCAAUGGGAACAGACCAUGAACUUGACGAUCGCAACCUGGAUCCUGGACCAACUUCAAUGCUAUGGGGUCUGAUGCGGACUGCUCGAAGUGAGCACCCGGAAUUAAGUUUGCGGCUGGUCGAUCUUGGGUCGGAAUCGGCGGAAGCGAUUGUGCAAGCUGCUCUCAUGCUCAACGCUGAACCUGAAUGCGCAGUUCGGAGGAACAGCGUCCUAGUUCCGCGAUUGCACUCUGUCGAUGCGAUUCCACAAGUUGCCAUGACUGUGCGUCCACUCGUGCGUACAGAUGGAGCAGUAUUGAUCACUGGCGGCCUUGGAGACCUUGGUGCACGUGUGGCACGUUGGCUUGUAAAUCACCACGGAGUAAGAGACUUGGUCUUGACUUCACGCCGCGGUAUGGAAGCUUCGGACGCCGAUGCCUUGGUAGCUGAGUUGUCAACCAUGGGCGCCCGGGUUGAUGUCUUUGCAGCCGAUAUAGCGAGUCCAGACGACGUUCACAUGGUAGUGUCGUGCUUCAGCAAGAAUCGACCUCUGCGGGGCGUCGUUCAUGCCGCGGGCGUUGUGGACUCGGGUGUUCUUUCAACUAUGACGCCUGAGCGUUGCGAGACUACAAUCGCUCCAAAGGCCUAUGGGGCAUGGAAUCUACAUAUGGCAACGAAAGAUGCUGAUCUGGACCUCUUCAUGAUGUUCUCUUCCAUCUCUGGCGUCAUGGGCAUGCCAGGUCUUGCCAACUACGCCGCAGCCAACACGUAUCUAGACGUCCUAGCUCAUUUGCGUCGCGCCAAUGGCUUGCCUGCUACGUCUGUGGCUUAUGGGACUUGGGAAGGCAACGGCGGCAUGGUCUCCAAGCUUGGCAAAGGUACACUGGCCCACCUUUCUCAGUAUGGUCUGGACCCUCUAUCACCUUAUGAGGGACUGGAGCUGCUUCAACAAGCUGUGUUUAGCGGGCGUCCCCUGACAAUGGCAGCUGUGCUUGAUCUGAAGAGACUUCAACUCUACCUCGAGGAGCAAGGUGGCGCCAUACCGCCUUUUCUUAGCUCAAUCCUUGUCCACAGGGAUAGUACCCAACGUCCAGCCGGCAGUUGCCAGAGUCUCCGAGAGUUGUUGAACAAGACUGAAUCUGAGAAGCACCCAACUAUUGUUCUGAACAUGGUCCAACAAGUGGUUGCGAAGGCAUUAGGAUUUGCCCGCCCGCUCGACGUCGAAGUGCACCGUCCACUCAAAGAUAUUGGCAUCGACUCAUUGACAGCAGUCCAAGUGCGAAAUCAUCUGGCAACCCUCACGGGCCUCUCGCUCUCGACUAAUAUCGUCUUUUUCCACUCCAAUCUAAGCUUACUCAGCCAGGCCCUGCUGUCCGAGUUACAACAAGCGAAAGAUAGUCCUACACAGCCACCUUUGGGCAAGUUGAACCUCGAUGCAAUCUGCCAAGGUCUCCUCGAUAAAACCUUUAUAUUUCCAGAAGACUAUCACAUCGAAUCGCGUAAAGACAUUGCGCAGUGCCGCACGGUCCUUCUCACGGGUGCAACAGGGUUCGUCGGGGUCUUUAUUCUUCAUGAGUUGCUUAAGCAGGGCAUCACUACUUAUUGUCUGGUCCGGGCUGGAUGUUCCAAUGAUGCCGAAGCGCGCCUGGUGAAAACUCUCAAAGCCCAGGAUCUAUGGGAAAGCUCAUUUGCACCAUUGCUCAAGCCGAUUGCUGGUGAUAUUGCCAAGCCACUUCUUGGUAUGAUAGACGAAGCAUUUGAUCUGCUAGCUGACAGCGUCGACACCAUCUGUCACUCAGGUGCACUGGUCGACUGGUUACGGCCACUGCAAGACUAUGUCGGGCCAAAUAUUGUGAGCACCCACGAGGUCCUGCGUUUGGCAUCGCGCGGCCGGCCAAAGAUGAUCCAUUUGGUAUCUACCAUAUCGACGUUGCCCAAGCACAUGGGUCUAGGACUUGAAGAAGGAGACCUCGAGUAUGGCUAUGGGACCUCGAAGUACAUAGCUGAGAGAUUGGUGGCAGCUGCCCGUUGGCGUGGAGCUAAAGCAGCAAUUUAUCGCCUCCCAUACGUUACGGCGUCCACCACAUCUGGGCAUUUCCGACUUGACCGCGGAGACUUCUUGAACAACCUGAUCACAGGAUGUCUCGAGAUGGGCGCCUUCCCAUUAGUGGAUGCUGAUAUGUCAGCCGUACUCCCCGUCGAUUACUUGGCCAGGACAAUCGUAGCCAUCGCGACUCGUGAUCCGCAUGGAUCGUGUUGCGACUUUGACUUUUUGAGCACUCGGGCUCCAACCUGCAGGCAGUUCUUUCAGAGAUUGUGUGAUCUUGCUGGUAGCCCACCGGGUGAAAUUAUCCCCUUUGAGAUAUGGAAGCACCGGGCACUGGACCAUGCUAGAUCACACCCGACUAGUCCGAUUUCGCGUAUCACCGCUGUGUUGGACGGCUACACGGAGGAGAACGCGACAAGCAUGUUCAAAGCUCUCCCGCCCGGGAAGCAUGUCCUUGGAGGUGACAAAUAUCCAGCGCCAGCGUUGAAUGAUGAGUUUAUCACAGGGUACCUGCGCCGUCUGAGCGUUCGAAGAUUCCAAGAAGUCCCGCAAGCAUUCACAGUGUGCACGGGUUGA